AUGAUCCCGCCGCCCGACUCGCUGCUGCGCUACGAGCCGCCCGUGCUCGUGAGCCGCCGCGGGGAGCGCCGCCCCGCGCCCGCCGCCCCGCCGCGCCCCGCCUCCGCCGCCGCCGAGCCCGCGCGCGACGUGCUCAACGCCAUCCUGCCGCCGCGGGAGUGGAGCGAGGACGGGCGGCUGUGGGUGCAAGAGGUGUCGGGCGCGCCCAGCACCCGCGCCGACGUGGUGCGUCUGCAGGAGCAGCUGGACCUGCGGCUGCAGCAGCGCCAAGCACGCGAGACCGGCCUGUGCCCCGUGCGCCGUGAGCUCUACGCGCAGUGCUUUGACGAGCUGAUUCGUGAGACGACUAUCAACUGUGCCGAGCGGGGGCUGCUGCUGCUGCGCGUGCGGGACGAGAUCCAGAUGACGCUCGCUGCCCACCAGACGCUCUACGAGAGCAGCGUGGCCUUCGGUAUGCGGAAGGCGCUGCAGGCUGAGCAGGGCAAAGCCGACAUGGAGAAGAGGAUUGCAGAGCUAGAAGAAGAAAAGCGGGAGUUGGAAAAGCAAGUGAAUGAACAGAAGGCUAAAUGUGAAGCUAUUGAAAAACGUGAAAAUGAAAGGCGACAGACAGAGGAAAAGAAGCACACCGAAGAGGUCCAGUUCCUGAAACGCACAAAUCAGCAGCUGAAAGCCCAACUUGAAGGCAUCAUUGCACCAAAUAAGUAGAUCUCUUAUUGUCCCCCCGCCUAUGCUCAGAAGAACUGUCAAAGCAAGAAGUUUGCAAUUAGUGAAGAAGAUCUGUCUUCCUAAAACAACCCUGAAUUUUCAC
Nothoprocta perdicaria is the source of this 808-nucleotide messenger RNA. RefSeq names its product dynein axonemal light intermediate chain 1 (gene DNALI1). Lineage: Eukaryota; Metazoa; Chordata; Aves; Tinamiformes; Tinamidae. Gene Ontology annotation, molecular function: dynein heavy chain binding. Gene Ontology annotation, cellular component: filopodium; axoneme. The record is from RefSeq and is a predicted model, not a curated record. The coding region runs from base 1 to 705 and encodes 234 amino acids. The transcript has 5 exons.